UGAGGUGCGGUGCUGGCUCUCCGGCCAUGCCUAGCGGGGUCCACGCGGCUGUCCCGCGCCCGGCGCGAGGCUGGUAGGAGGUACCCGGGGCCCAGCUGGCCCGGCCAUGCCGCUAGAGACUGAGGACGCGCUCUACGUGGCGCUGGAGUUGGCCAUCGCCGUGCUGUCGGUGACCGGUAACGUGCUGGUGUGCGCGGCGGUGGGCUCGUCGAGCGCGCUGCAGACGCCCACCAACUACUUCCUGGUGUCCCUGGCUGCGGCCGACGUGGCCGUGGGGCUGUUCGCCAUCCCCUUUGCCAUCACCAUCAGCCUGGGCUUCUGCACGGACUUCCACAGCUGCCUCUUCCUCGCCUGCUUCGUGCUCGUGCUCACACAGAGCUCCAUCUUCAGCCUCCUGGCAGUGGCGGUCGACAGGUACUUGGCUAUCCGUGUCCCGCUCAGGUAUAAAAGUUUGGUCACUGGGAGCCGAGCACGAGGGGUCAUUGCUGUCCUGUGGGUCCUUUCCUUUGGCAUUGGAUUGACCCCAUUCCUGGGGUGGAACAGUAAAGGCAGUGCCACCAACAACUGCACAGAGCUUCGGGAUGGAGUCACAAAUGAAAGCUGCUGCCUUGUGAAAUGUCUAUUUGAGAAUGUGGUCCCUAUGAGCUACAUGGUAUAUUUCAAUUUCUUUGGGUGUGUGCUGCCCCCACUCAUCAUAAUGCUGGUGAUCUAUAUCAAGAUCUUCAUGGUAGCCUGCAAGCAGCUUCAGCGCACUGAGCUGAUGCACCACUCAAGGACCACCCUCCAGCGGGAGAUCCACGCAGCCAAGUCACUGGCUAUGAUCAUGGGGAUUUUUGCUCUAUGCUGGCUACCAGUACAUGCUAUCAACUGUGUCACUCUUUUUCAGCCAGCUCUAGCUAAGGACAAGCCCAAGUGGGCAAUGAACACAGCCAUUCUCUUGUCACAUGCCAAUUCAGUUGUCAACCCCAUUGUCUAUGCCUACCGGAACCGAGAUUUCCGCUAUACUUUUCACAAAAUCAUUUCCAGGUAUGUUCUCUGCCAGACAGAUAUGAAGAGUGGGAAUGGGCAGGCUGGAACACAGCCUGCGUUCAACGUGGGAUUAUGACCUAGGCUCUGGCCUCUGGGAGAGAAGGCAUAGACCCAAAAUAAACAAUGGGACAGGAUACGACUGGCUGAUUCUCACUGUGAAAAAUAGCCACAGCCCAAGCAUAUGGCUGCCUCUUUUGAGUACUUGCCUGAAGUUACCAUGUGUCUAGCUGAUAUGUGCGUGCUAUUAGUAGGCUCCAAGGAUUGAUAAAUGUAUUUAUGGUCCGAUUUGCCUGCUUUUAGUAUAUGGAUGAUGCUGACAGCUUGAAUGGAAGAGUCUGCCUCAUGCAUGGUCGAAAAUGACUCAAACUAUUUACUGUGAAAUACUGUGAACUAUUGCUAAUAUUUUUUAACAUAGAGGCAGAGGAAAAAUAAAAAUUGGCUGCUCUAAUCUGUAUUUGUUUUCAGGAGGGUAAU
Molecule: messenger RNA, 1503 nt
Organism: Fukomys damarensis (Damara mole-rat)
Lineage: Eukaryota; Metazoa; Chordata; Mammalia; Rodentia; Bathyergidae
Gene: Adora2b
Product: adenosine A2b receptor
Exons: 2
Coding region: 107-1105 (332 amino acids)
Biological process (GO): adenylate cyclase-activating G protein-coupled receptor signaling pathway; vasodilation; G protein-coupled adenosine receptor signaling pathway
Cellular component (GO): membrane
Molecular function (GO): G protein-coupled adenosine receptor activity
Source: RefSeq, a predicted model, not a curated record